AUGAAGGACGGGGUAAUCGUGAAUCCUGACAAAGUUCCAUACGAGGAAGAGAAAGUAAUCCAGAAUCCGGUGUUUAGCUGGGAUGACACUGGAUUUGUGCCCUACAUUACCGCGCUCGAUUCUCACAUAAUUGCCACCGUGACUGGUGGUGAUGAAUGGAGCUGCACAUCGGCUUUGUCUGAUUUGAAGGGGAAGUGCUAUCGAUGGUCACAGCAGCACGGUAAAAGAGUUCCGGCUGCAAAGGCAGCAGAAUUAAUGGCCGAGACACUGGCUUCUCACUGUGAUGGAGUGGGACUUCUCGCUGGGUGGGAAUAUGGGUGGGACAGUGACUAUGAACUGGGUCCUCACUUGUAUCACAUCGACAGUCUGGGUAUACUGAUUAAAGGGAAAAAAUUGGCUGCUGGAUCUGGAGUUCGAAUAGCAUAUUGUGCCUCGAAAGUGGAGGAUAUGAUUGAUAUAAAAAGGUGGAUGCUCGCAGAGAAUCCUAUGAUUCACUUUCCGGCGUUUCCAUUUGACGAAAAAUAUAAGGACUGGACUAUUUGGUCUGUAAAUGAAGCUGCCUGGUUUGCUGGAAGAGUGACAGCCUUUGCUGCAACUGGCCCCGAAAGUCGCGAAGUUGGUGGUUUCUUGAGUGGUAUGCUUGUUGUCCCCUGUUGCUCUCUUACAAUGUUUUGUGUCAAGCUUGAGAUUUGCAAUUCAAUCUGGGAUAUGUUGGAUUUUCCUUUUGAAGUUGAAGUAGUUUUGGGGGAAUGCCUGCUGAUAAGAGAGUUAGAGAUGAUAAUACACUUUAGUUUAAAUGCUCAUUAUGUAGUUGGUGUACUGUUUGCUUAUCAGAGAAUCAGAAAUGACUAG
Messenger RNA from Oldenlandia corymbosa var. corymbosa, 852 nucleotides. Lineage: Eukaryota; Viridiplantae; Streptophyta; Magnoliopsida; Gentianales; Rubiaceae. The record is from the annotation of a GenBank genome assembly.